Molecule: messenger RNA, 1727 nt
Organism: Dendronephthya gigantea
Lineage: Eukaryota; Metazoa; Cnidaria; Anthozoa; Malacalcyonacea; Nephtheidae
Product: phospholipase B1, membrane-associated-like
Exons: 15
Coding region: 110-1399 (429 amino acids)
Biological process (GO): phospholipid metabolic process
Molecular function (GO): glycerophospholipase activity
Source: RefSeq, a predicted model, not a curated record
ACUGUUUUCCGGUAGGAUUACUAAACAACUAACGUACAGUACCCAUGCAACCACAGCCAUAAUUUUUCACGUCGAACUAUUAUUUCAUUUAGCGGACAAUGAAGGAUUGAUGAAAAGUUUACCUCCACCAACAACCUUGGAACAUAUCAUUUCAUCCACGUUUAUUAGGAAACAUUUAACGAAGAAUGUUCAAUCAAAUGAUACACUGGAUCAUUCUGUCGAAAAACCGGAAUUAAAUUGCAAAGUGACGAAAUCUGAAAUUGUUGCAAAAUCUGUUCACACACUGGCCCCAGAAGAUAUCAGUGUGGUGGCGUCGCUUGGUGAUUCUCUUAUGAUCGGACUGGGAGCAGAUACCACAACAAUGGCUCGUUUUUUCACAGAGUUCCGUGGAAUAUCGUGGAGUAAUGGCGGAGAUGCGAGUAUUGAAGACGUUUUAACGCUGCCCAAUUUGCUAAAGAAAUUUAAUCCGAAAUUGAGAGGAUACUCAACGAACACAGCCAGACACUACCAGAAAAAUUCUGGACUUAAUUUGGCAACCGUUUCUGCUACAUCCAGGCAUUUGGAAGCACAAGCACACCAACUUAUAUCUCAAGUGAAACGGGAUAAGAAAAUUGAUUUCAAGAACGAUUGGAAGCUAGUUAAUAUUAUGUCUGGCUCGAGAGAUCUCUGUAGGCUGUGUGGAAACCUGGAUGAAAUAACUCCUGAUAUUUACAUCGAAUCUCUGGUCAAGACGUUGGACACGUUGCAGAUGAAACUGCCUAAGACUUUUGUAAACCUCAUUCUGCCGUUGAACGUUUCAUCACUCUUCGCUUUGAAUGUUCCUGGGCAGUGCAGGAUUGGAAACUGGUCUAUAUGCCCUUGCUUGAGAGAUAAAUUCACGAACGAGAGAAUCUCACAUUUUUACGAAGGGUACAAAAGUCUUGUUUACGAGUUGAUUGAGAGUGGUGUUUACGACAGAUCAGACGAUUUUACCGUUGUUAUUCAACCAGUUUUUGAAGAUCUCUCCUUGCACGUCUCUGAGAAUCGUGAGCUGUUUUCAUUGGAUUGUCUCCAUUUAUCUGCGAAAGGAAAUGCAAUGGCAGCUGCUGCCUUGUGGAACAAUAUGUUUGAACCGAUCAACAAGAAACACUCAAGAUGGCCGAAACAACAAAAUAUACAAUGUCCUACGAAGGAUUUGCCAUAUUUUUCGACAAAGCUGAACAGCAUGAAUGAUUCCAAUCAUCACGAGGCAGAGGACAGCAAACACGAAAUAUCUCCAGGAAUUAUUAUCGCUGUUACAAUGGCGGUCAUUUUUGCUUUCACUAUAUUUGCUGCCUUCGUUUAUUUAAAAAACAAACUACGAACUCCGAUUACUAAACUGAAGUUUAGUACAAAACCUUGGCUGAAAUACAGUAUUUAGCGAAAUAAUAGGAGCAUACAUUUUAUAACAAUAUUGAAGUGGUAUUUUGUAUGAUAAAUAUUUAAAAACUCGUCUAUAUCUUCGAACAGUGAAAGUGGCAGUGAAAGCUAUUCUAACAAGAUAAAUAUAUAUUUUAAGACAUUUAUUUUGCUAAUUGUAAUCCUAAAAAUCAAUUGAAAUAAAUAUAUUAAAAGUUUGAAGUGGAAAAUCAAUGUCUAUUAACUAUUUAUAUGUGUGUUUAAAAUUUUUUAAACAGCAAAGUAUAACUAAACUACGUACAGGCAGGCUACGAAUUCUAGCUUGGUAGGUGCUAUAAGAAGAUCUCUGA